Molecule: messenger RNA, 963 nt
Organism: Cercopithifilaria johnstoni
Lineage: Eukaryota; Metazoa; Nematoda; Chromadorea; Rhabditida; Onchocercidae
Source: the annotation of a GenBank genome assembly
AUGGGCAGGGAAGACAAAGCAACGUGGAAAGCUAAUUAUUUUGUGAAAAUCGUGGAAUUAUUGGAAGAAUAUCCGAAAUGUUUCAUUGUCGGUGUUGAUAAUGUUGGUUCAAAGCAAAUGCAAGAAAUUCGCCGUGCUAUGAGAGGUCAUGCCAACAUUUUGAUGGGUAAGAAUACCAUGAUUCGGAAAGCAAUCCGUGGUCAUCUGCAGACCAAUCCAGAUCUAGAAAAGCUGCUACCAUACAUUGUUGGGAAUGUUGGAUUUGUUUUCACCAAUGAUGAUCUGAGUGAAAUCCGAGCGAAAUUAUUAGAAAAUCGACGCGGUGCUCCUGCUAAAGCUGGUGCUAUUGCACCGUGUGAUGUCAAGUUACCACCGCAGAAUACUGGUAUGGGACCAGAGAAAACGUCUUUUUUCCAAGCUUUGCAAAUUCCAACGAAGAUUUCUCGUGGAACUAUUGAAAUUCUGAAUGAAGUGCAUUUAAUCAAGACUGGCGAAAAAGUGGGAGCUUCUGAGUCCGCUCUUUUGAAUAUGUUGAACAUUAUGCCAUUCUCGUAUGGCCUUGUUGUGCGACAGGUGUAUGAAAAUGGGACUGUUUUUGCACCGGAAGUUCUGGAUAUGACAGCGGAUGAUAUUCGUGCGAAGUUCUUGAAAGGAGUGCAAAAUGUUGCGGCAGUUUCAUUGGCUAUUGGUCAUCCAACUGUUGUGUCAGUACCACAUUCUAUAGCAAAUGCGCUUAAAAAUUUGUUAGCCAUUGCUGUGGAAGCCAACAUCGAAAUGAAAGAAGCAGAGAAGAUCAAAGAAUUCUUAGCAGAUCCAUCCAAGUUUGCAGCACCAGCAGCCGCAACGGUAGCUGCUGUUCCAUCUGCACCAUCUGCUAAAUCGGAAGAACCGUCGAAGAAAGAAGAACCUAAAAAGGAAGAAUCAUCGGAGGAUGAAGAUAUGGGAUUCGGACUUUUCGAUUGA